Messenger RNA from Sporisorium graminicola, 1305 nucleotides. RefSeq lists its product as uncharacterized. Lineage: Eukaryota; Fungi; Basidiomycota; Ustilaginomycetes; Ustilaginales; Ustilaginaceae. The transcript has a single exon. The coding region runs from base 1 to 1305 and encodes 434 amino acids. The record is from RefSeq and is a predicted model, not a curated record. Gene Ontology annotation, biological process: RNA processing.
AUGGCCAAAUCUGCUGAUCCCGUACAGGCUGCACGCAAAGCAGCCAUCAAGCGUGAGGCAAAUCGCAACCGAGAGCGCAAACGGCAAGCACACGAGGCACGCGCUUUACGCCAAGACACGAGCCCGCUAGAACGUCAGAUACAACGUCUCGAAGCCAGACAGGUAACGCUCGACCAAGAGGAUCAAGAGGAACUGCAGCGCCUUCGGAUGGAAGUGGCGGACGUCAAACGCAUCAAGGAAGAAUACAUUCGCAAGCAUCCAGAUCAGCGCAACUUCGUUCGCGGAUACGAAGAGCUUGCGAGCAGCUCCGCUACUGCCAAGGCGAGCCAAAGCAGCAACAACGAUUCCACAGUUCAGCAGCUCGGAUCUGCUUUCCAAAGCGAUCAAAGUGCAGCAGCACAAGCCACCUCUAGGGAUCCCAGAUGGAGCAUCUACUAUGAUAGGACCUUCAAUCCGUAUGGAGCGCCGCCCCCAGGCAUGCCGUAUCUGGAAAAGCCGCACGCUCAGCUUGUACAAGAAGGCCUCUUAGAUGCAGCCAAGCCACCGCCGCUCCCCGAAGAGACGGUAGACCUUCACAGUUCGGGCUCGUAUGAUAGUAGCGACAACUCGAGCGUCGAUGACGACCUCAAGGACAUCAUCAUGCCUUCGGGCCCGCCACCUAUCAGGCUAUCCACUGGCACUGCUCACUCAACCCAGCAAAGUAGUCCAGCUCGAAGGCCAUUCCCCGAAACAAGAGGAGGAUACGCACAAAGCCAAGGAGGAAGAGGAAGAGGCUCUCACCGUCAAGGCGGGCGGCACGGUCCUGCGUCUGCUCAAGGUCGCAACGUUUGGCCGCCUCAAGGCCCUGCUGGCCUGCCUCCACAACCCCCCGCCGGACUACCCGCCAGACCUUCAGUACAAACCGCGACCUUCAACACCUCUCAACCCAGCUCGCUUAGGCCACCUGGACCACCACCGGCGGUGCCCGACGGCGUCGUCAUCUCUGCAGAGCCCCAACUUCGAGACUUUAGGAAGGAAUCCACCGCUUUCGUCCCAGCUGCGAUUCGUAAGAAGCAGCAAGAAGAGAAAGCCAGGAUGAAGCGAGGACUUCCGGGCCGCGUUGAUGCUGCCCCACUCUCGAACAAAAACCCCGACUCGUCCUCGGCAUCUUACAAGGACAAACCGGAUCUGCUCAAGUCGCUGCAAGCCCAUCUUCCAUCGAAAGACGCGACAAGCCAUGGUCGAAGCGGUGACAAGGUCGACAAAAGCAACAGUAGCAAAAAGGACUACGAUCGGUUCCUUGAUGAGAUUGGUGAUCUUCUGUAG